AACCACCAGGAAGUGAGGAAGCGAACUUUUUUCGUCACACAACUCAAGCAGCAGUCUUGACUCUCCAUCGCUUCAAAUUCUUGCAUUGUCUACUUAAGAUUCGUUACGUUCUCGAAACUAACUCGAGAGCCGUUUUGAAGGAACCCGCUACAUUAGAGUUACCGGAAGUACAUUUUUAGAGGGCAUCGGUGUGAGGAUGGCUGCCUACAAGCUCGUUCUGAUCCGCCACGGAGAAAGCUGCUGGAACCAGGAGAACCGCUUCUGCGGGUGGUUCGACGCGGACCUGAGUGAGACCGGAGAACACGAGGCAAAGAGGGGAGGACAGGCCCUGAAAGACGCUGGCUACGAGUUUGAUCUUUGCUACACCUCAGUCCUUAAGCGAGCCAUCCGCACCCUGUGGUUUGUUCUGGACAGCAUCGACCAGAUGUGGCUGCCCGUCCACCGGACGUGGCGGCUGAACGAGCGCCACUACGGUGGCCUGACGGGGCUGAACAAAGCUGAAACAGCUGCCAAACACGGAGAAGCUCAAGUCAAGAUCUGGAGGCGCUCCUUUGAUAUUCCUCCACCACCCAUGGAUGAGGAGCAUCCCUUUUAUCAAAAGAUAAGCAAGGACCGGCGUUACGCUGAUCUGACCGAGGACCAGCUCCCCAGCUGUGAAAGCCUUAAGGACACCAUUGCCAGGGCUCUUCCUUUCUGGAACGAAGAGAUUGUUCCUCAGAUCAAGGAGGGAAAGAGAGUCCUGAUCGCUGCUCAUGGAAACAGCCUGCGGGGCAUCGUGAAGCAUCUGGAGGGUAUGUCAGAGGAGGCCAUCAUGGAGCUGAACUUGCCCACUGGCAUUCCCAUUGUGUACGAGCUUGACAAGAACCUGAAGCCCGUGGGACCCAUGCAGUUCCUGGGGGACGAGGAGACGGUUAAAAAGGCCAUGGAGGCUGUGGCUGCUCAGGGCAAAGCCAAGAAGUAGACUUGUCCUACCUGGACAAUAGAGUACAGAUCAAUUGUGUUGCUUUUUUUUUUCUAGGUUUAAAAAAAAAGGUCAUUUAAUGUUUGUUUCAUCACAAACUUUCAUAACCAUAGACACACAAUGUGCACUUUAUAGAAAUGACACGUUUGCAGAUCUGUUGUUUGACUUCAUUGGUCACGGUUAAGUACUGUAAUAUACAGAAACAUGCAUUUCAUGAUUAGACUAGAAUGUGGUUUAAGGCUCAACCAUAUGGAAAUUAGGGACCAGAAGCAUGAACUGCCGAUGCAGAUCUGUCUUGAAAAGUAAUCGCCCACCAACAAUCCUGUAGUUGAAGCUUAGUGGGAACAGGUUCACCUCAUACGUUAACACUGGCUGUUGUUUGAAAAGGGUCAUUAUUUCGUGUUCUGUACUGCUGAACUUUGCUGUGGUGUUGUGAGGAAAAAUAAUAAAUGUUGAG
Molecule: messenger RNA, 1418 nt
Organism: Nematolebias whitei (Rio pearlfish)
Lineage: Eukaryota; Metazoa; Chordata; Actinopteri; Cyprinodontiformes; Rivulidae
Gene: pgam1b
Product: phosphoglycerate mutase 1b
Exons: 4
Coding region: 197-961 (254 amino acids)
Biological process (GO): glycolytic process
Molecular function (GO): intramolecular phosphotransferase activity
Source: RefSeq, a predicted model, not a curated record